Archocentrus centrarchus (flier cichlid) is the source of this 2689-nucleotide messenger RNA. RefSeq names its product E74-like factor 2a (ets domain transcription factor) (gene elf2a). The record is from RefSeq and is a predicted model, not a curated record. The transcript is spliced from 9 exons. The coding region runs from base 298 to 1914 and encodes 538 amino acids. Gene Ontology annotation, cellular component: nucleus. Lineage: Eukaryota; Metazoa; Chordata; Actinopteri; Cichliformes; Cichlidae. Gene Ontology annotation, biological process: regulation of transcription by RNA polymerase II; cell differentiation. Gene Ontology annotation, molecular function: DNA-binding transcription factor activity, RNA polymerase II-specific; sequence-specific DNA binding.
UGCUCUGACCUGCUGGUUUGGUUGUAGCGAAGAGGCGGCGCGCCGGAAAGCUAGAGGAUAGCACGAAGCAAGCCCAACACAACUUUGGGGCCUGUGUGUUCGCGUUUUAGCAUUCAACGUAAAACAUUGAUAGGUGUCUGCGAAGCGAUUUCCGAGUCACGAACACCCUGUGCAAACACCUGUUUAUGCGAGCGGAGUAAGCGUUCUGGCCUUGGUUAACUUAGCUAACGUUGGGCCCAGCUAGCGCUAGCCGUGGAACUGACUUUUCACCAGCAAAAGCAAAACAAGGAAUGAGUGAUGACCUCUGUGGUGGUGUCAGAUGGUGGAGGGAAUAUAGUGGAGUAUGUCACUGUGGUGGAGGAGCCCCAGCAGCAGCCUGCUGAGGAGGAGGAGGAAGAAGUUGUUCAGCAGGAAGUGGAGGCAGUGAUUAUGGAGGAAGAUGUAGAAGGGGAGGAGGGGGUGGUGCUGCAGGAAGAAGGCUGUCCCGCAGUGAUUGUAGAGGAGGUGCCCAGCGCUCAGGUGGAAGAGUGCUACUCGGCUCAGGUGCUGGUCUACGAUGAUGAGACAUACCUGAUGCAGGAUGUGGCCGAGGAGCAGGAGGUUGUGACAGAGGUGGCUGAGACUGUGGAGAUGUCAGGUCACGACAUGGUGUGCUUUGACAAAACGUUUGAAGCAGCUGAAGCUCUCCUGCACAUGGAGUCUCCUGGAGGAAUGCACAGUGAACGCAGCACAGCAGAUGAUGUGAUGAUGGAAACGGUGGUGGAGGUGUCUACAGAGUGUGGACCCAUAGAGGAAGAGACCUUCCCCAUCCCUCCUGACUGUGAACCUGUAGCCAAGAAGAAGAGAGGAGGUGGACGUAAGCCCAAGACACACCAGCCUUCUUCCAAUGGCUCCUUCGAUCUGGGCAUCAAGAAGAGGCCGAGGGAGGGUAAAGGUAACACCACCUACCUGUGGGAGUUUCUGCUGGAGCUGCUGCAGGAUAAAAACACCUGUCCCAGAUACAUCAAGUGGAUGCAGAGAGAGAAGGGCAUCUUCAAACUGGUCGACUCCAAGGCCGUGUCCAAACUGUGGGGGAAACACAAAAACAAGCCUGACAUGAACUACGAGACUAUGGGCCGGGCCCUGAGGUAUUACUACCAGCGUGGCAUCCUCGCCAAAGUGGAGGGUCAGCGGCUGGCCUACCAGUUCAAAGACAUGCCCAAAAACAUACGAGUGAUCGACGAUGAUGAGGAGGCCGAGAUGGUGGAGGACAGCGAGACCAUGGUGUCCAGUCAGCACCCGGCUCGCCAGCAGGGCCAGAUCAGCCUGGGCACCAAUUCCCCUGCCGCCACCCAGCCUCAGCAGACAUAUGUGACUGUCAUCCCCAGCAACGCCACUACCAGGCCUAUCCGAGCCAUGCCAGUGGUCAUGACCAACUCAUUAGGUCAAGUGACAUUAAACUCUCCACCCAUCCUCACCACUACCACCGGCGUCCCAGUGACUGUAGCGAGCACCUCCACCAGCACUGCCCCCAAACUGGUGAUCCAGGCACUGCCCACCAUGCUGCCUGCUGGCUCCAAAGCAGGAGAGAAGAUCACCAUCAUCACAAUCCCAGCCAACCAGCUGGCCACACUCAUGCAGGCCAACCCAUCAGGCCAGGUCACGCAGCUCAUCCAGGCUAAACCUAUCACCACACAGCUAGCGCAGGCCACCGUCAAACCGCAGCUCAUCCUGGCCAAACCGGCUGCAGUGGCCCAGGCGCUGCCACAGCUCUCUGUCCAGGUGGGCCAGCCUCAGUCUGCCCCUACCGAAACCCCCAUCCAGCCCCAAAAGCUUUCCACCAGUCAGCCAGAAGCAGCACUAUCAGAGGUGCCAGCAGAGGCUCUGCCCCCCUCCAGCUCGCCAGCGGCAUCAGUGGAAAAACCAUCGUCCUGAGAGCCAGGGCUUCCAAGGGGGUAAAGGGUGGAGAGGGGUGUACAGGAAGUGACUGUGGACACUGCUGAGGAAGUGCUGGGCACAUCCCACACCACCUCUUUCUGACUUAAAACUGAGCUGCACCCUGAUUGGCUCAGACUGUCCGACCGAUGCUGGUCUCUAAGGAGACACCUGCUCUCACUAUGGAGCUGCUGAAACCCUGCAGACGAUAAAGGGACUGUUCAUCAAACAAACUGAUGGUUCAGAGCUCAGAAACACGGGCAGCUUUAGUUUGUAAAUGAGAAAGUCCUUUUUGUAAUCAAAGCUAACAUAAAAGGCUAACAGAUGUUGUAAACAGAAGCUUAAAAAGCAUUUUUGAUACUCAGCAGGUAUAUAUCAGUACAUGUAGUUUGAAUUCCCUGUGGCGCUCAUUGGGGUACAUUAGACUUCCAGCUUUCUGUUAAAGACUGCCACUGCAACUUUAAAUGGCAGAGAGAGCGGGGGUGCUGCUUCAGACACGUUAACCUACUGUUUGAUUAAUGGGAAGCAGAGCAUGUCUGACACGGGCAUUUGUUUCAGGCAGAGCUCUGCUUCUCCACAGCACUCACAUUCUCCCACUGUUCUCCUCAUUUUGUACUGUCCCCAGAAAGGGAGUCAAGGAUGUCUGUGUCCAGCUAAAUGAACAAGUGGUGUGCUCCACAGAAGUAUAAUAUACUUUUUUUUUCUUGUACUCUGUACUUGUAUUGAAGUAGAUUUUACUGAAAUAUGUAUUAUAAAAAACAAAUGUGAAUUAAAA